Messenger RNA from Lolium rigidum, 1521 nucleotides. Its product is annotated as putative FBD-associated F-box protein At5g56400. The record is from RefSeq and is a predicted model, not a curated record. The coding region runs from base 1 to 1521 and encodes 506 amino acids. The transcript is spliced from 3 exons. Gene Ontology annotation, molecular function: protein binding. Lineage: Eukaryota; Viridiplantae; Streptophyta; Magnoliopsida; Poales; Poaceae.
AUGGAGCACAGCGACGGGGAGAUCGCCGCGCCACCCGAGGACCGCCUCAGCGCGCUUCCCGUCGACAUACUCAUCGACAUCCUUCUCAAGCUCCGCGACGCCGCCGCCGCCGCCCAGACCAGCGGCCUCUCCCGCCACUGGCGCCGCCUCUGGGCGCAGCUCCCGGAGCUCUUCUUCCACCCCGCCACGCGUCCCAACGGCAUCCGCGCCGCCAUCGAGUCCAAUGAAUUGCUGGCCCUCCGCCGCCUCGAAGUCAAGGUCAUCCACCCCACCCGCGAGUCCCUGGCGGCCUGGCUUCACAUCGCCGCGCCCCGCCUCUCCGGCGACCUACGAAUCAUCAAGGCGGCGGGGCAGAGCGAAACGGAGGACGAGACCGCGCAAGGAGCCCCCCUUGAGCUACCCUGCUUCGAGAACGCCACCGCGAUCCGCCUCGACCUAGGGAAUCUCGCCCUCGCCAUGCCGCCUGCCGGCGUAUUCGCCGGGCUCACCGAUCUCUUCCUGUCUGGCGUCGACCUGCGUGGUCCGUGCAUGCUCGGUGAUGCCGUCUCCUCGCCGCGCUGCCCGGCCUUACGGAAACUCGCCGUCCAUGGCGCCUCGGGUCUAGCCAACUUUGCGAUCCGCUCAGAUUCUCUCCUGGAAAUCGAGCUAAAACAUCUCAAGGGAGACGGCGCCCUUGGUCUGGGCAACAUCACCAUUCGCUCCGAGUCUCUCUUGCAGAUUGGUCUGAUAAAAGUGCAUGACAUGCAGCAGCUCACUGUUCUUGCGCCGGCGCUCCAAGUGUUGAAUGUGACCUACUGCUUUGCUCAUGGCUCGACUUACAGUGAGCCGGUUGCAAACAUCUGUGCCCCUCAGCUCAUGUGCCUCUAUUGGACCGAUGCCUAUGAACCAAGCUCAACCCAGUUUGGCAACAUCAGAAAUCUCAAGUGGCUGGACACAUACCCUUUUCUUGUAUAUGGACAAGAUUCCCGGAGAUUAUCAAAUGAUUGGUGUUUGGGCCUAAUGCGGCGCUUUGAGAGCAUCCUGUAUCUCACAUUCAUCCUUGUCUAUCCGCUGGACAUUACCAACAAACAGUACUUGAUGGAAGACAUUGCAAGGUUCCCGGACAUUGAAGGCUUGGCCCUGGAGAUAAAGCCAAAAGGACAUUCCUUUGGAGCAAGUGUGUUUCAUGUUCUCCGGAUGUGUACUGGUGUAAAAAGGCUGCGAUUUACACUUAUGGAUGUAAUUAGCCACACCGAGGCACAAAGUGCAUGCCCAUCAGAUUGUGUCUGCGAUCAGCUCCCAAAUUGGAAGACCCAGGAACUCGCGCUGAAUUGCCUCCAAGAAGUAACAAUCCAUAAACUGAAUGGAACUGAACAUGAAGCUGCUCUUAUCAAACAGUUAUUCGAUUGGGCAACAGCGCUAGAAAAUAUGACAAUAGCAUUCCAUGACUCAGUCCCCAAAAGAAAAGCCAAGGAGUUCUUCCAGAUGCUUCAAAGUUUUUCCAGGCCUGAAAUACGUAUGAAGGGCCCUCACUUCGCCUAA